AAAACUGCUGAAUUAGUUAAUGAGUGCCUUAAUUUGCUGAAAGACGAUAUCCAGGCUAUUGAUGAUAUAGCAAAUCACUUUCAAAUAAAUGAACAGUGACAUUAGUUAUGUAAUAAAUUGUGAGAGGGCCAUUCUAAAGCACUCUUUGGUCUUGGAUGUGCAAAGCCUAUGGCGUAUCACAAUUAAAAAUCAUGUCUGCAAAAACCCUUUUAAAAGCAACAAUCGUUAUGAUGAUUCUCAACCAACUUAACUCUCAAAGAGGCGAUAUCCCACUUGAGGAGCUCGAAAAUCCUCCAGAUCUUUUGACUACCCACAGAAUUACGAUUCCACCACAGCACAAUGAAUCACUUUAUGGAGAGUUUACCUUCGACAAAACUCAAGCUACUGACAAUACAACUAUCAAACUUCUUGCCAUUGAAGUGACCACCAAGAAACUGACAAAUGCGACAGAAAAGCUGACAAUUAGAAACAGAACUGAACAAUCAAAAAUCCACACAAAAGAAGAACAGCUAGAAUCUAAAAGUGUCAAAGUUAAAAAGCUUUAUGAACCUUCCAAACCCAAGGGGUCACCAAUUAAAGAAAUGUUUAUUAGGUUAUUGAUUUGUUUGGAGUAUGAAAAACUGCAAAUGAAAUGUCAAUUGUAGCAUAGAUGAGUAUAAUGAUGGGGAGAUUGGAUUUAGUAUUUGUGAUUAUGGUGUUUGCUUUUCAUGGAUCCCAACAAUUGUUUGAAGUGCCAUCUGAAGAAGACUCAAAUUUUACUGUCGCAGAUUCCUAUAGUGAAGGACCACCGAUUGCUUUGGUUACAACAUACAAUACAAAAGAAAAGAGAGAUGCUGAUAUAGGUUCGAGAGCAGAAAAGCCAAACCAGGAGAAUUCAACGACAAUGCCCAUAAACAAGGAAGAAAAAGAAACUAGUAAUCAUACUACAACCAAACCGACCUUUGCGCCAACACAGGGUCAGCUAUCCAAUUUGAACAGAAGUGGUGAUGAAGAAAGUGCAAAAAGUCAAAAACCAAAUAAACCAACAAGUUUAAAACCAGAUGAAAGUCUGGCAAAUGAUUCCAAAACUGAAGAGGCUAAAAUGGAAAAACUAAUUGAAAAAAUAGUAUCUGAAGAAUUUAAAAAGAAUAUAAAAGAUCAAAUCGAUACAAAAACUAAUACUUUGAUACAAAAUCGUAUGGAAGAAUUUAAAAAUAUAAAGGAUCAACUAAAAAACACAAUUCAAUCCAUAGUUACUGAAGAAGUAAAGAAAAAAAUGGUUUCAGAUGGAAAUAGCAAUCUGGCAAAUGAUCUUAUAAAUAAAGAAGCGGAGUGGAAAAACAAAGUUAAAAAUAUGAUUGCCGAAGAGACAAAAAAAUAUCAUUUUCAACUUGCAAGCCCAAGAAGUGUUUCUUCGGAACCUAAUGGAAAAAUGCUUACUAGAGAUUCUUCAAGAUUGACCAAUCAUUCGAGACAUACUCAAGGAAGACAGGCUAAUGAUCCUCCUUGCAAAGAAGGAAAUGAGGCUGUACAAGAAGUAAUAAACAGCGGUAAAAUAAAGAAUCGCCAAGGAUCUUCACCAAUUGUGGACAUAGAAGGAGCAGAAUCCAAUAUUUUACCACAAGUCAAAAAUACUUCUGAUACUACAGUCUUACCAACAACAGAAAUAAACACACAGAAUACAACCGCUAACAUUAGCGCAAUAGGAAACACCACUACCAUCCGACCAUUGAACACUACUAACAAAACAAUUGGUACGACAACAGUCAAGAGUUUCAAGCUAUCAACUAAAAAAGGCGGGACAAUUUGGAAAAAGUUGCUCAAGUUUUGUGGCCCAGCUGUGGGAGUUUUUACUGUUUUGGGAGGUGCAUUUUAUAUAGUUUACUCUGUAAUGUAAUGUCAAUUUUAUUUUUAUAAAGAAAAAUUGUGUUCUCCUGUA
Macrosteles quadrilineatus (aster leafhopper) is the source of this 1918-nucleotide messenger RNA. RefSeq lists its product as uncharacterized. Lineage: Eukaryota; Metazoa; Arthropoda; Insecta; Hemiptera; Cicadellidae. Bases 650 to 1876 code for a protein of 408 amino acids. The record is from RefSeq and is a predicted model, not a curated record. The transcript has 3 exons.